ACACGCCUCAAAGAGAGGCUUAACAAAAAUAAUAUAUAUUCUAAUAAAACAAAAUGGCCAUCAUCACAUUUCUGUUCCCUCAUACACCGAAGCGUCAAACGCAAACUCUGCAACGGAGCUUAGGAUUCCGCGCUAAGAAAUUCGACGAGUUCUACGUAGCUGAUAAUUGACCGCUAUCACCGCCGAUUCAGGCGAAUUUGAUUCCGGCAUUACGGUGUCGUUUCGAGUUUGUGAUCGUUGAUGUUGUGAAUUGGAUGCAACUGUUGCUGUGGAAUUUUCGAUCCUAUCGGUUUUUUCUUUGGUCAUUGAAAGUCGUCGUGAUUUUGGCUUCGAUCUUAGGAGCAGAACAAGUUGGACGCGGAACAGCGUUUGCUUGUGUUAUAGUUAUUGUAGUCAUUGCUUGUGUUAUUGGACUAGCUAUGAAUGCUUGAUUAGAGAGAAGAGGCCUGUAAAUAUGGGUAAUACGGAAUCAAUGUAUGAAUCCCAAGAUAAUUUUUACCAACGUCCCCCAUCUUAUGCUGGGAAUUCAGUGAAUGAUAGCUAUCAUGAACCCUCACCUUAUGCUGGGAAUGUGGAGAAUACUACAUAUCAUCAACCAUCUUCUUAUGCUGGGAACUCAUCAGAUACAAGCUAUCAUCAAUCCUCUACUUAUGGUGGGAGUUCAGGAAACACUCGCCAUCAACAUAAGCGGCAACCCACAUAUAUAGCUGAUCAUUUCAGUUCACUGGAUCAGGUUGUUUCUGCUCUGAGAAAUGCUGGUUUAGAAUCUUCAAAUUUAAUAGUUGGUAUUGACUUCACCAAAAGCAAUGAGUGGACAGGCAAGCACUCAUUCCAUCGAAAAAGCCUUCAUCAUAUUGGAAACACUCCUAAUCCAUAUGAGCAAGCAAUAUCCAUCAUUGGCCGUACUCUGUCUUCCUUUGAUGAAGAUAAUCUGAUACCGUGUUUUGGAUUUGGUGAUGCUUCUACACAUGAUCAGAAUGUGUUCAGUUUUUAUCAUGAUAAUAGAUUCUGUCAUGGUUUUGAGGAUGUACUUGCACGCUACAGAGAGAUUGUUCCAUACUUGAAACUGUCAGGUCCAACAUCAUUUGCCCCUGUAAUCGAUGCAGCAAUUGACAUCGUGGAAAGAAACAAUGGUCAAUAUCACGUUCUUGUCAUUAUUGCUGAUGGACAGGUUACCAGAAAUCCAGAUACACCACGUGGGAAGCUUAGUCCACAAGAACAAGCUACCAUUAGUUCUAUCGUUGCUGCAAGUCACUAUCCUCUGUCAAUUAUUUUGGUUGGAGUUGGAGAUGGACCAUGGGAUGAGAUGAAGCACUUUGAUGAUAACAUUACUGAGCGCUUAUUUGACAACUUUCAGUUUGUGAACUUCACAAAGAUCAUGUCCGAGAACACAGAAGCAUCAAAGAAGGAAGCAGCAUUUGCCCUUGCUGCCCUUAUGGAAAUUCCAUUUCAGUAUCGAGCAGCUCUAAAUAUACAACUUACCGAUAGAGAAUCAGUUCUUCAUCCACAUAAAAGACCUCUCCCUCCACCCAAGGAAGUAAUAGAUCAUGAUAAUGCACGCUUCGCGAUUCCUCAACUGACAAAUUUUGAACCAGUGGAACCGACGGCUCCAGCUGGUGCCGAACCAGUAUGCCCCGUUUGCCUAACCAAUCCGAAGGACAUGGCUUUUGGAUGUGGUCAUACGACUUGCAAAGAGUGUGGCUCGACAUUAUCUUCAUGCCCUAUGUGCCGGAUGCAAAUCACAACUCGCUUGCGAUUGUACACUUGACUCAGGUUUUUACGUCAUGUAUUUCCGUCAUACAUGAUGGCUUAAAUAUCUCUUAACCUUUUCAGAAUGUGAUGUACAGAUAUUUUGGGUGUAAAAUUCUUUAAUAAAAUGUCUCGUUAAAUUCCGGAGAUUGACGUACUAUUUCCUAGUUACCAAAAAUAAAUUUAUGACAUACUUGGUAAAA
Messenger RNA from Cajanus cajan (pigeon pea), 1952 nucleotides. RefSeq names its product E3 ubiquitin-protein ligase RGLG3. Gene Ontology annotation, cellular component: nucleus. The record is from RefSeq and is a predicted model, not a curated record. Gene Ontology annotation, molecular function: ubiquitin-protein transferase activity. Lineage: Eukaryota; Viridiplantae; Streptophyta; Magnoliopsida; Fabales; Fabaceae. Gene Ontology annotation, biological process: protein ubiquitination.